UCUUCACAGGAGCUUUAAAAUCUGAUUUUUUAUCGUUAAAAAAAUCAAAUUAACACUGUUUUUGAAGUGGUAUGUGUAGUUGGUUUGUUUCAUUCAUAUAAUAAAUGUUAGUCUAAUUUGAAAAGUCCCUGAGUAACACAGAGAACUACAAAACGUGUUGUAUCCGUCCCCUGUCUCCCCUAAUUCUGUCCAUUUACUGAUGCAUAAUCUUCCCUUUCCUUCACCAGUCUUGUGAAAACAGUGCUGUUAUUCCUCUGCAUCACCUUGUGCAGCGUGCACGCUGCUGCAGCCUGCUCCACUCUCAGUGUCUUUGUGAGUCUUCUUCUCGGUCCUCCUGAGCUCUGAGUGGUGCUGUCUCCUCUCUGCCUCCCUGGCAAAUCUGCCUUCCAUUGCACUUCUCCACCAGCGGACUAACCAGGCCCCUCGCAGCUGCUACACGGGGCCCCCAGAGCCGGGCUGAUUCCCACCGCAGACCCGGCAGGUGUGACUCUGGAGCCUUAUUGGGGGGAACUGCCUGGCAACGUAGCCGCUCCGGAUGCCGGAUCUCCGGACUGCUCCGCAGGAAAAGCCCCUGGCUGUGCUGAAACCAUAAUCAAAGUGCGACACACUCUCACACACACAAACACAUGCACAUCACACACGGGCCUUUCUCGCAUUGUAACUUUGCGUUUUCGCCUCUCUGCGGGGGAUAAACGCAGAUUAUCGGAGGUGAGGCUGCUGGGGUUAUUAUCCGGGGGAGCGUGACGCGCACUCCACAGCAGCUCCUGCGCUGUCAGACGAGGAAGUGAGGCUUCAAACACGCCCAUUUCUGCCUGUCGAAGCCCGGAGCCGUUCAUCAGAUAACAGCAACAGACUUUCCAAACAUGCGGUCUGUCUCGGAUGGACAACCCCGGGAAUAACCUGCAGGACGACGCGGACAUCAGGGGGUAGGUAGAGCUCUCCGCGGCCCGGGGACAUGACAGUUUCCCCAAAUGUUUUUAUCGCCAGACUUCUCCUCUGUGCAGGCCUGUCUCCAUCUUUUCUCUUUUUUUUUUGAUAGUCACAUGCAUGAUCUCUGGCCUAACUGUCACCGACAUGCACAGACACUCGUUAAUUCUCAGUUCGGCUCUGAAUGAAUCAAGAGGAGCUCAUAGUUCAGCGAACAGGCUGCGGGCCAGAUGUCAGCAUCAGCCCCGCUGUGCGUGGACUGGCACCUGCUUGCGUGGUGAUGUUGCGUGAAAUUAGCUGAGUUCAGGCUGCAGACUGAGAGCCCAGAGAGCCCAUUAAAAGCCAGAAACAAACCAUUAAUGCGAUUUUAACCAGUUUGCUGCCAUCUCCAGAUGUGGCAGAUUGACUGCUGGAUAACUAAGUGCUUCAGUGACAUUAGAGGAAUCCUCAGUGGGCAUUUCUGUUUGUCAUGACUUGGAAAAAUACCUGUUUGCAAAGAUUCAUUCCUGAGAUAGUCCAUAUUUUUAUUUAUGAAAUGAUGCACAGGGAUGAAGUGGCAGCACAGUCACUCAGUUUCUCAGAUAGGUUUGCAGCAGAAUGUCAAAUUCCUCCCUUUAUUUGUGGAUUUAUUACCUAUUUAUGAAAUCAAACUGAUUUAUUAGAAGAGUUUGAGCUUUAGAAACCUGAAGAAGUCAGCUGUAAUUGUAUAGACAACAACUGUAAGAAGAUGUGUUUAAUUGAUUCACUGAUUUUUAUUUCCUGUAGAUGCUCUACAAAGAAUAAAAACACUGACAUGUACCUGAGGUAGGGAUCAGAUCAGGAUGAUUUUACACUUGCAGUAUUAAUUUGCACAAGUGUCCUGAGUGAGUCGUGUUACAAUCCACUAAUCUGGCUAAAAAGCUUCGAUAAUCCCAGGUUACACUUGAGACGGUGGUUAAACUUUCAGCAUAAACUGUUUAUUUUUAGAUAAUUUAAUAUGAUAUUUUAUAGUGAUAGCUGGAAAACAAACACCCCCACUGGCUCCAAGGUCACCGACGUCUCCCCUGUCGUUCACAGCUGUGUUAAUAAUAUUCUUAUUACAGCUUAGCGGUGUGAUUUUAUCCUUUAGAGGUUUAAAGUUUAAACAUUUGUUGCUUUAGGAUAUUAGAAAUCUUGGAAAGAAAACGGUUUAUUCUGUGAGGGAGUUUUCACUCAGCUGUACUGAACUGUAAAUGUCAUAAUAUCACUUUGACUUCAGUACAUAGUCCCACAGACAGAGUCCACAUUCAGACUUUGUUUGUGCCGAACUUAUCAUGCAUCUAAAAGUAGCACAGAAUCACAUGAACAGAAAAUCGAUAAUAACCCUGAUUCAUGCGUAAGAUGAAACAUCAGCGAAUCAAACUAAACAAGCAACAAACUAAGGACAUAAAGAAUCAAACUCAGGACUUUAUAAAGGUACAGCCCAUAUCACUGAUUCACCUUAACACAGUUGGUUUAAAUCUGCAGUCAUUAUAUCGAAUACUUUAAAUAAUCAAAUAUACAAGCUGAUUAAAACAGUCACCAGCUCGUGUUUAAUGUAAACCCUGUCGAGUGGAUAGAAGAAUGCAGUUUUAUAUUCUUCUGACAUAAAUAUCAUUUAAUACAUUCGUCUGUUUCUUCUAUAAAUCUAAAACAGAUUACUGGCAAAGAUAACUGUGUUCAUUAGCUUUUUAUGUGCAUGUAAUGAUGGAUUUUGUUACAGAGAGCACGCUGCAUCAGAAUAAUGAGAGAGCAUGACCGCUACACGCAGACCUCCAUGUUGAGGUUUUAUUUACACGUGCACCGAUGGUGUAGCAUCGUCUUCUUCGCUCAGAUAGACUCAGACUCUGUGCUGCUGUGUGUAACAUGGGUAUACAGUGUGAUUAUGAAGUGACUCUGUUAACCAAAAACUGACUCCAUGUGAUCUGGGAGAUAUGCAAAAAAGAGAUGUGGAAAAAACUGAAUAUGUUUUUUCCAUGACUACAAACGGAGCAUUACUUUGUGUGUUUUGACAUCCCCACAUCAAACGCAAUGAGAUUUUCUUCUAAAGCUCAUUCAGGACAGAGGAAAACACACAUCUGAAGGUCAAAGGACUGAAAUAAGGAGUGCUUUAGAAGAACUGCUGGGAAUGAAUUUGCAUCUACGGACAUCAUGAACUGUGGCACAACAAUAAAAGUUUCAAGACUUGUGAUACUUGCAGAAAAAAAACAUCGCUCUAGUCUGCAUAGGUAUGAAAAAUAAGUUUACAUUUGGAUCUGUGCAGGUCGUCCCCUCACUGUUUUUGCUGUGUCACGUGAGGUUAACCGCCGCCAUGGUCGGAUGCAAAUCACACAGCUGAGGUGGACAGUGUUGGUGUCGUGUGUCACUCAGUCUGCAGAGGAAUGAAGAAAGAAAAGUCAGACAUGUGGUCCAAAGUUUUUGUUGUGUGAUAUUCCCCUCUAUAAAAUAUUCCCUCUUAUAGUAAAACAUGUUAAAUUGUGAUUUUGAUCUCGAAGAGCAGUGCUGUUAAACUGGAAACACAGUCUUUCACUGAGCUUCCUCUGAAACACUCCACAGUGCCCCUUCAGUUCACAUCUUUCUUCCAGCAGCUGUUUGUUUGUAGCGAGUCCAUUACGGUCUGCAGCGGGGUGACACAGCUCAAUGAAGAACAUUUAUGAUCAUUACUUUAUCAUUUCCUUUAAGUAAUAAUCACCAUAUUAAUCAUUUUGUACUGCAGACGCAGUAGUUCUUCUGCCUCAGCGUCCCGAUCUGAUUGCAUUUUCAUGAAGUAAUGAUCAUAAAUGUUCUUCCUUGAGCUGCGUCACCCCGCUGCAGUCUGUAAUGGACUGGCCUGAGGUCUCACUACAAACAAGCAGCUGCUGUAAGUGAGUUGUGUUUAGUCUCUUUGCUUAAGAAAUUAGUCAAAGUUAAAAAGAUGUUUGGUGUCUAGUACUAUGUCUGUGACCCUAUAUGUCCUGUUGAUGAAGUUAGGUGCUGUUCUGAGCAUUAUUUGUGGCUAUAGAGUGGUGUUUUAGUUGAAGUUUGUUCAUGGCUCCUCAGACCGCUGUGUAUUGCUAUUGUGCGGUCGUUACUAAAGUUGGUAUAACUAGAAAAGCAAGCAGUCUGCAACAUUAAUCUCUCGAGGGGGUGUCUAACUUGGUGUUACAGUGUGUUUGACCCUAAAUUAAUUUUACGCUAGAAUAUCCCUUUAACCUUAUAUCCAGUUGAAGUCCUCACAGGAGCUUUAAAGUGUUGUGUUGGUUUGGGCGCCUCCUGUGGACAAAGGUGUCCAAUUUUCUUUUUCCAAAUUUCUUGUGCUGUCUGGGGUGUUUUCUGUCAGAAAAUCUCCUCCUUUUAAAAGUCUCUCACAUCCCGCUCUGUGAGUCUUUGCUGAGGUAAAUGUAAAAGAAAGGCGGGCUCUGCAGCGUGCGCUGGAUCAAUGUUCCCCACACUGAUGCAGCAGAAAUGAUCAGUCCUAUAGAUGAUGGGCUUGUUUGCUUUUGUUGGUGUGUUGAUGCGGGUGAAGGUGAAGACUAAACUAAAAGCUGUGUUUUGAUUGGUUAUCUGUCCGUGUGUGUGUGUGUGUGUGUGUGUGUGUGUGUGUGUGUGUGUGUGUGUGUGUGUGUGUGUGUGUAUGUGUGUGUGUGUGGUGCAGUCAGCUUCAGUGUUGAAGGAUGGACCGGGAGCUGCUGCGUCAGAACCAAUCAGAACACGGCGAGGCCACCAAUGGGACCAGCCCUCAGACUUCCACCUCCACGGCCGACUCUUCCAACCCCACAACCCCCACCCCUCCCCGCCUCACCCCCAAUCCCAUGCUGCUGGACUCCCCCGCUCCCUCGCUGACACCCACCACCUCCUCCCCUCCUCCCCCUCUCACCCCUGCUCCAUCCAUCACAACAACCCACGUCCCAAAGGUGGCGUCGGCUCCUUCCCCACACAUCCUCGUCCCCGCCCCCCCUAAACUCACCUCCACCACUACCCCUGCCCUCCGCACCUACUCCCGCCCUAUCCUCCCCUCCCCUGCAGGGGUCUCUAAAACAUCUCCAUCUUCUUCCUCUUUCCUCCCUCCUUCCUCCUCCUCCUCUUCCUCUCCUGUUGUAGCCAGCGCCACCUCGCCACUCCCCUCCUCCUCUUCUUCUUCCUUUUCUUCUUCCUCCUCUUCUUCCCCUUCUGCCACGCACAGCGCCUCCAUGGCAUCCAAGACCUCCACCAGCCUGACCAACGGGAACACAAGACCAGUUUCCACGCCGACCUCCUCACCUAUCAAGCCCUUCCACACACCAGCCAGCCCACCUGGCCGACAGGUAACAGACAGCACACACACGUUCUGAAUAGACAGAGCACGCUGAUGUCCACUUGAUCACAUGACACCACCAGCAGGACUUCCUGCUCCACAUACUUUGAAUCCAGGAGUUUUUUCUCUGACGUGUGACAUGACCUCAGUCUGCUUUUUUAAUCAUAUCCUGGUUAUGGUGUUUGCAGGCAUGCAGAGAAACCUGUUUAUUCAUACCCUCGUGAUCAUGAUAAAUAGAUAUACUCUGUUUUUUUAUCACUGUGUCUUAUUUGUAUAGGUGCCUGCAGUGUUUACAUUUUGUAACACAAGCCGUGGCAAAGUAGACACCUGAAAAAAGUGAGACGACUGUGGCGUACCGCAGGUCUAGCACCACCGAAUGACACCAAAGCAGCAUUUCAGGGCUUCCUCUCCUUUAAUUCCCUCAUUACCAAAAAGACAAAACUCUGUUUCUUUGUCGCUCCAGAAGUGAGACGCUCUUGUUUGUUUUGCUGAUGCGUCACCUAGCUGAGGCCACACCUGCACAGGUAGUCAGCAGCUGUUUGAGAGCUAAAAACUGCAGUUCUCUGACUGUCCACUAGGGCUGAUUACACAAACAUAAAAAACCAUAUAGACACUCAUUCAAAAAGGAAAGAAGAGAAGUAAGUUCAGAUCACCAAUCUGUCAAUCAAAGAUGAUACCACUUUAAACAAAGAGGAAGUACUCAAAUCAAUUAAAACCACAUCUGGACAGAAGAAACACUAAAACGGAGAUACACUAAAUAUUUAAAUCACCAUGAAUAAAGGGCAAAAAUCUAUAAGAAGACUUCAGAAAGUGUUGUACAUGAACAAAGUAUAAAAAAUAAACCAAAACAGAUUCAUGUUUGAGAUUUAUACCAAAAUAUAAAUAACAAAUCAAUAAAAACAGUGUCUGUAGGAGCCAAAUCUGUAUGAGUAUAUUGUGUUAUUAUGAGUUGCAGUUCACUUUGUGUGCCGUUGGUGUUGCUGUCUUGUUAUCUGGGGGCUCAGGGAUAAAGGUAGUCAUGUCACUGUUGUGUGCUGGUGUUUGACCCGGAAGGGCAAAAGGUUUUUGACUAAUGUUGUAGGAGCUAAGUCGAUACUUAAAGCUACUGAGAUGCUUGACCCAGAGUAACCUGGUUGACGCGCCGCGCUACUGAGCUUUACCGUGAGUUGUGAUGAUCAUUGAAAGUCCGGACGCUGUUCCUCAGAUUCAGCAAACAAAAAUUUAUUCCAUAACCAAAACUAUUUUGCAAUUGGUAUCCAACACUGAACAAGCCAGGAAAACGCCGGCAGCUAGCGCCACGACGGUCAAAAAUCUUUUGCCCUUCCAAGGCACACAAAGUGAACUGCAACUCAUAAUAAUACAAUAUACUCAAACAUAUUUGGCUCUUACAGUGUCCAUGUGUCUGUUUGUGGUGAGUCUCAGUUUUACUGUAAGUCGUGGGUUACACAGAUGAUUCACUCUGACUUACUUCAGUGUAAAGAAGCGAAUUCUCUCAUUUUAACCGGUUUGAAGUUUGAACAUUAGUAAACAGGAAACAGUCCAGCUUUGUCAGGUCUGUCUUCAAGAGGAGGAGAAGUUUGUUUGGUCGUUUUCUGAUGUGUUCAAGGAAGUCAGGGAAUCUCAGCACUGGCUGCCUUUAGUGACAGCAUCAAGCAGAUCUGUAUCUCUGUAAAUGUUUGAUCUAGAACAGACUUUUGGUUGCACUAACAUGCAUUUAUCUGUUGAUAGAGAUCCUUAAUAAAAUCAUUUUGUUGGAUCUCUGCUGAUGGGAGGCUGGGUGUCAUGACAGCAGAUUUUGUUUUAUUUAAUCUCUGUUAAAAAAAAAAGACGCAGUUAGAAAUAAUCUGAUCCACCGUCAGAGUAAAAGCCUACUUAAACACUUCUGGUUUUAAAGCAAAGUGAGGGUUUGGUUUUUCCUUUAAGUUUCUUAUUUUAGAGCCGCUCACUUUUAAUAUUCCGUGUUUAUGUUCUCACCAAAGUCUGUCUCACUGUUCAGCCACCAGAGUCCAAACAGGAGGAGAUCUGAGCUGAUAAAAAUGUUUAUCCACCCUCUGAGCCGCCGACAGUUAUUACACUGAGCUCAGAGCAAUAAGAUGAGGAAGCAGGGUUUUUAUUCGGGGUUUCGUCCACACAGACUGACGUACAGUGAAGUAGGGUAAAAUCAUAGGGGCUGCUGCUGCAUUCAUGAGCUCCAGACAUGGUCCCGGUUUCUAAAUUCAGAAGCUGUUUUUUGAUCUUUGGUGUGUUUGGGUGCCUCCCAUUCAGGAAGUCGAGUAAUAUUGAAUAACUUGACUAUUUUAAUCAAGGAUGGAUGCUUGUUAAUCCUAAAAUAUUGCUUUUAUAAACACACCUGACUAUUUAAAUGGGUUAAAUUUGCCACACUAGGCCACUCUGUUGCGCUCAGUGUUUUUCCAGGCAGGUCACGAGGUCACGCUCAGCCUGCAGUAAAUCAGCUGAUCACUUUCUAUGCAUCCAGUUUGUAAAUGUCAAAAUUGUUUAAACUGCUUUAGCCUGCCUCCUCUUCCUGCUUCUUCUGCAACCCGCCUCCCCGACCUCAGCUCCUCCUUUUUACGCUGUUUCUGAUUUCUUUGCUGCUGCUCUCCCUGCUUCGGCUUUUCAUACGUGCACAAGAAACAGAGGGGAGAUGUAAGCAUGUAGAAAGGCAGGGGGAUGAAAAACUUCAGUUUGUCUCAUGCAGCCAAACCUAAACCAUAAAUAUCAGAAACCUUGUUUUCUUUGCUCUCCCUCCCUCAGGCUCGGUAUGCCUCUGCUCUGUUCUGUACCUUGGUGUCUGUGCUGCUGCUCUACCUGCCUAUGAUUUUUAUGUAUGGGUUAAUUUUUUAAUGCAAAUUAAUCACAACUAAAACCAAUCCCAGCUGAAUUAUUACAAAUUUUAUUUGAGCAAAGAUUUGACAUGCAGUAUGUGAAUUACUAAAAAGUAUUUUUACAUUCUUGGCGCAGCAUGUUGACCCGUCAGGAACCAGAUUUACGGAGUUUUGUCACGUUCAGGAGUGAAACAAGAAGGGAAAGGACCCAAGUGCAGAAUCAAAAUGAGGAUUUAUUUAAAAGGAACUAAAAGAAAAAAAUGAAAACUUACUUAGUGUGUCAGAAAACUCCCAAAGGCAAAAACAUAAAAGCCAAAAUCCAACAAAGACACUGGGGGAAAAACCCCAUGGAGACACUGAAGACACUCGUACAUACCACACAACACAAAUUCACAAUGAACCAACUAGGAAACUGGGGAAGACAGGGACUAUAUAUACACACAGGGAUACGAGCAACGAGAGGCAGGUGAGACUGAGACACAAGUGUGGACAAUUACUAAGGAGGGAAACUGAUAAUGGAGAAUAAAACACUGAGAACAUGAGGGAAACGGUCAAACACAAACUGAAAACUCACAAGAAAGGACAACAGGGGAACAGAAACAUCAGGGAACAGAGACAUUAGGGAAAAUCACAAAGAAAAUCCACUCGAGGGAAAAAACAAACCAGGGAAAAACUAAAAACCAGAACAUAUCAUGACAAAUUUGGGGGUUUUUCAUCUGUCUAGGACAAGCAUCCAUACUUAGCGACAGUAUAAACUCAUGAUUUGAUGUACUUUUUAAAGAGCCUUCAAUUCAAACAGGAUCAGUGUCAACAUUAACUUGUUUGUUUCCACCCUCUCUGCACAAAUUCUCAUAAUCUGUCUGAAUUUUACUGCUAAAUGUUUGAAGAAGACGGUCUUCUUGCUCUAAAGCUCCCCUGAUUUGUCCCCCUCCUCUCCCCUCCUCUCCUCUCCUCUCCCCUCCUCUCCUCCCCUCUCCUCUCCUCUCCCCUCCUCUCCUCUCCUCUCCUCUCCCCUCCUCUCCUCUCCUCUGCCCUCCUCUCCUCUCCUCUCCUCCUCUCUCCUCUUCUCCUCUCUACCUCCCUUUCACUCCAGGUAUCACAGGCUCAUCCUGUGGGCACACCUGGUCUUGUGCGAGCCAAUCAGAACCCGUCCCCUGUCAGGCAGAGGGUAUCCCAGCAGACCUUGCUCCUGGGGAAAGGUCUCAAAGGGUCUGGCCAAGACCAGGUGCUGCUUAGAGCUCAGAUGGUAAACACAGAUCCACACAAACACAAAUACACCUCGAACGUUUCCAGCCUUGCCACCUCUCGUCUUUUUACUUCCUCCUCACUUUUUUCCCUCUUCUCUUCUUUCCUCCUGCAGCUGAUUCUCACAUCUGCUAUGCGACCUGCCCUGUCCUCCUCCUCCUCUUCUUCCUCCUCCACCUCCUCUCCUCCUGCUUCCUCUAACCCCGCCUCCGCUCAGGUGAGCAGAAGAGCAGUUCUGACUUUUCUUGUGUGCAUGUUUGAGUUCGGUGUGAAGUCCUGCGGCUGGUAUUUGACUGACAAGCUUUCAACGCUCACUCUGCACAGUCUAAUAACAGCGGCUGCAUUAUCGGGAAAACAGUGAUGGACGCUUUUACCAGUUUUUAUUUUCCAAUGACAUCCAGAAAGUACUAGUUUGGGUUUAAUCCUUAUAUCCUGAUAUCAUAUCUGAUCAUCUCUCUCUCUGUCUUUCUGUCUCCCUCUCUCUUCUCCAGCUUCAGAGUCUCACCCUGAGACCUCCUCCCCCCGGGGCCCUCACCAUCCCUCCCUCCCUCCGCCUCAAACCCCCCUCCUCAGUCCCGCCUCCCCUCUCUCGCCCUCACGCCCCUCUCUUCCCCCCUCUCAGGCCGCGACCGCAGCCCAGCACCACGGCAACCGAGAGCCCGACCACACCCAGCCGUCACCUCUCCGUCCCUCCGCCAAGUAGGUCCCUGCAGGGAACCGAUGGUGUCACAGCGGAGCCAGACUGUCAGCGUCUCUGUGCUUUAUUUAUUCAGCAUCAGCAUGAGGCAACAACCAUGAAAUGAACAUCAGGGCUAAAUGAUGAAGCUCACUGACAGGUUCAGUCCCCCUGGUGUCUGAUUAGCUGGGGGGCUCAUUUCUCUACGACUGCAAGACUAACCUGUCGAUGCACCUUUAAUCACAGAUGAUUGAGUUUAAACCCUGAAACAUCUCACCUUCAGUGUGAAUGUCACAGAGACAAGAUGGUGCCACACAGUCCUACUGCUGCGCAGGUGUUACUUUAGAGGUAGUAAGAGAGGUGUUAGCUUUUGUGGCUGCAGGUUUACAGGAACUAAACUUUUAACUUUUGCAUCUUAAAGGGAUAUUCCAGCGUAAAAUUAAUUAAGGGUCAAACACACUGUACCACCGACUUAGACACCCCGUCGAGAGAUGAAUGUUGCCGACCGCUUCCUUCUCUAGUUACACCAACUUUAGUAACGACCGCAGGAUAGCAAUACGGAGAGACACGCCCUCAACCAAAACGCCACUCUAUAACCACAAAUAAUGCUCAUAUAGGGUCAUAAACAUCUUUUUAACUUUGCCUGAUUUCUUGAGCAAAGAGACUAAACACAACUCACCUACUCUCUUCCAGCAGACGCUUGUUUGUAGGGAGACCUCAGGCCAGUCCAUUACUGACUACAGCGGGGUGUCGCAGCUCAAGGAAGAACAUUUAUGAUCAUUUCUUUAUCAUUUCCUUGAAGUAAUAAUCACCAUAUGAAUCAUUUUGCAGACACGGUAGUUUUUCUGUCUUAGCGUCUCGGUCUGAUUGAAUUCCAUGAAGAAAUGAUCAUAAAUGUUCUUCCUUGAGCUGCGUCACCCCGCUAUAUGUCCUGUUGAUGAAGUUAGGUGCUGUUCUGAGCAUUAUUUGUGUCUAUAGAGUGGCGUUUUGGUUGGGGGCGUGGCUCUCUGUAUUUCUAUCUGCGGUCGUUACUGAACAUCAUGUUUUCACCUCAGCGGUUCUGUCAUGUUUCCUCUUCAUCCUCUGUCUCUCUCUCUCUCUCUCUCUCUCUCUCUCUCUCUCUCACAGCUCUGUACUCUCCGGUCCGGGCCAUCCCCCUCAGACCCAGACUUCACUCUCCAAACGGCCACAGAGUGACGUCGCCGAGGCAAACCUCAGCCCUCCAACCAAUCGCUGCUGCCCCCGCCACCCAGGCCUCCUCCGUCAGCAGGCCGCUGUCCGGGCUCAAGACCUGUCCGCUAACUCAAACCAUGCUCGGGCCCGGCCAAUCACAGCACAGCUCGUUAUCAGUGACCAAUCCAAUGUCUGUUUCUUCCCAUUUCGAGCGCUCGCCGUCUGCAGCGAGGCAGCUGCAAAUCAUCGCUCUCUCCUCGGGCCGCCAGACGCAACCCGGCACCUACGGCCACACUGUGCAGUCGCCGCCUUCAAUCGUAGAGUCCUCUGACUUGACCAGCCAAUCAAAGAGGACUCUGAGCGGUGAGGACGUGCUUCCUCUUCCUGUCAACCCAACGGUGCCAAAAAAUACCUCUCCUCUGCCCUCGCCUCCGUCCCUCCUGAGUCCGGCGUCCCCUCCGAGUCAGGCGGGCCCUCAGAUACAGACUAUGACCCAGAAAAAAGAGGCGAAGGAGAGCGAGGAGCAGAGGGAGAGACCACGAGGGGUGAGACAAGGGAUCAGAGAGGAGGGGGGUGUAGGGAAAGACCUGAAGACGGUGCAGAAAGACGACCAAAGAGGGAAAGAGAAGGAGGAGAAGCCGAGGCUGUCAGCGGAGACGGAGGGAAGCCUCAGCGGGAAGAAACCGACGCAAGAAGCAGAAAGAGGCAAAGAGGACGAAGACAUGGAGGUGACGGAGGAAGGAGAGAGUGACCGAGCGAAGGAGGAGAAAAAGAUGGAGGAGAAAGAGGAGGGAGAGACCACUAUGGACCAGUCUGAAGACCUGACCAGUCAGAGUCUUCAUCAGCACCAGAACACAGAGCCAGUCCCAAAGCCUGAAACCGUCAGAGACUCAAGUAUGGAGCUGAAACCCACCAAGCCGCUUGUUUCUGCCCCAGUUCCACCUCCAGCUGCGGUACCAGUGACAGUACCGGUACCAACCCCAGUCCCAGAGAUCUCUGUCCACAAUCAGAGACUCCCAGAGCCUCAUCGGGACCUUCAACCGGUCAGCCAGGAGGACUUCUGUGAGAACAUGUCAACACAGUCAGACAACCAGUCAGGUGAGGACUUCCACUGGGUUCAGAAAUGUUCAGUUUUUAUGCAGAUGUGAAGCUCUCUCUUUUAUCACCUGAUUCUGAUCCACAGGGUUGUUGGGCUCAGCCUACAUAGUUAUGAGGCACAGAGAAAACCCACGACCUCUUGUGACCUUGCGGAGGCUUGCACCGACCCCCUCUACUGGUCAUUUGUCUUAAAUUGAGGGGUCGUUUUACCCCCAAUUCCACCGCAUCUGGAACGGCUAAGAAAGGUCAUAUCCUCCGAUCGUAGCUGAUCGUAAUCAUUAAAGUUAGUGUGUCAGUUUCCACCGACUUCUUUCCGUUCCUCUGUGGAUCGCCGGACUCCUCAGCUGAUCACAAGAGUUCUAAUCUUUCUGGACUCCAGAGCAUGGCGGAUAAAUUCAGCACAGAUUAACCCGUGCUGGAAAGGAAGUCGAGGACAGACACAAAAUAAAACAUCCGACUUCUUUUCAAAAUAAAACACUCCGUGUUUCAGGAGGAUCGUAUUUCACACCAUGCAAACGGGCGGAGACGAACAAGUGAAAGGUUUUUAGACGUCAUUUCACCCCGAUGACACCAUGGAUGAGGAGAUGUUGUUUUUAGCUUGUUACGUAUUACUGCACAAUUGCACGUGAAUCCGCGGGUUCUUGUGAGUUCUUGCGAUUCCUGCUGUCUGUAAUCCGCCACGAAAUUCGCCUCAUAAAUGGAUACAGUAGGAAUUGGUUCUGUAUUGGAGCUGUUCCAGAUGCAGUGAAAAUUGGGGGUUAAUCAAAGCGGCUCUCCACAUGAACUUUCUUUUCUGUUAGACCGGUGUGGGACACAGCUGAUUUUAUAGAUGACAUUAAACUAAACCUCAUGUUUAUAAAAUUUCAACAAUGACUCAUGCAGGAUAUUUGUGUGACACUAAUGUAAUCAGUCAGUCAACUGUGUCAAAAACUCCAGACGAAAGUUCCUCACUGCAGCUUUAAGAGCUUCAAGGAGAGUCUUUGUUUGUCUGAAAACUCUGAUCUCCGUCUUUUCUCCUCCAGCGCUGUCCAGCCUCUCCUCUCAGUCUCCACCCUCCUCGCCCUUCAUCACUCCCUCAGCCGAGCACCCUCCUCCCCUCCUCCCCGCUCAGACCGCCCACCCGACCGACCUCAGCCUACCGCAGCGCGAGACGGAGAAAGUCGACAAAGUGGCGAACGAGUCGCAGCACCUUACGGAGGUCGAGACGGAGACGGAGCCCCUCGGCCAAUCGGAGGACGAGUCUGAUGCCUUCAGCGCGUCUCUGAACAGCCCCUGGGAGCCGAGGGCGUGGCCUGAGGGACGGCAGGUUCUGACUCACCUGGUGGAGGGGUUUGUCAUCCAGGAGGGUCUGCAGCCUUUUCCUGUAAGGGGACACACACAAACACAUGUGUAAUAUAUGAAUGAGUGUAAGUCAGAUCAUCUUCAGGUCCUGCACCUGGAUAAUCCUGGACUUUGUCGUUCUACUCUCAGGGUUAGGACUUCCUAAGGGGUUGAUGAACUACCCCGGUACUACAUUUAGACCCUGGUUCCUGCUACUGAGACACAGAGUUCCUCAGACAAACACAGACUCUUAAACCCCUUUGUGCGUGACUCUGAGUACUUUUCUAUCUUGCAGGUGAACCGCUCGUCCCUCCUCGUUCCAGAGCAGGUGACCAAACCCAAGGAAGUGAACGGGACCAAUGGGAAGGCAGCGUCACCUGUGUCGGACACGGUGAAAAAGUCGGAGCACUCUACGGAGUCGGAGGAGGAGGAGGAGGCCGGAGACGUAGAGGAACACGGGAACAGUGAGCGACUUAUAAACGAGAUGGUUUUAAAAAAUGUGAACACCAUGAUUUUCAGCUUUUAUCAAGUGACAGUAGAGAAGAAGAACUUCAUUUAACAGGCAGAAACCCGGAUCAGAACCAGACUCAUGUUAGACAGUCAUCUGCUGAGACUGCGAUCCAGAAGAACCUCCAGAACAUGAUGGACCUCCGGACUCCCAGAAAAGACUGUAUUAGUGAUCAUGAGUGUCUUUGUCUCACACAGGGUCGACCCACAGGGACCGGACGGUGCUGCACUGUCAGUUCUGUGGGAAAAGAGGCCACGCCCACAACUUCAUGCGGUCCAAGCGUUUCUGCUCCACUUCCUGUGCUCGCGGGUAAGACCUCGUGCGAUUGGCUCAAACACAGAAAACCAGCUUUUGAUCUGUGUGACCUCCAGACACACAGUCUCUGAAGAGCAGAGGUGUCCUAAGGUGUAGCUCUCACUGCGGCGGUGGCAGGAUGUGGUGUGUGUGUGUGUGUGUGUGUGUGUGUGUAGACGCUCGCAGGUGUAAGCAGCAGAUGUGUGUGUGAACCUAAGCAGCAGAGGGUGAAAGUAUCUUCUCAUCUCUCCUCCGUUUUCUCCCUCCUGUCUUUCUUGAUCAGGUUUAACGUUCGUCUGACGAAGCGUCUGCGGGCUCUGAGUGCAGGCAGCCGGUCAGAGAGGCCCCGCCCAGUUCUGAACAGGGCGGAGUCAGUUCCUGGGAAACCUCUGCUACUGCGGCUGGUAGGGACCACACCCUGAACGAGCAGAUUUUUACAGAUUACACCAUCACACGAAGAAAGUACAACUCCAACUUUUCAGAAAUCAAACACAGUCACUCUCUGAAAUAUCAGUACAGCUCUUCAAAACGAUCAUUUUCAGUUUUCCUGUGAAAAUGUCCUCUCAGGGCUCCCGUACAGAGGCCAUUUGUAGCUGAUGAAAACUUUUACAUGUUUCUGCGACAAAAUUAUAACUAAUGUCAGUUUAUUUCAGCUGUUUUAGAUGCAUUAAAGGCGUAUUUAUUUAAUAUUUAAGAUACUGAAACAAUGAAGUUUAAACUCACCCGUCUCACCCGCACCUCCUCUCUCUCACGUCUCCCUCCAGCCUCGGGACCUGUGGAGCGCCGGGCGUCGAGAAAAGGAGGGAAAAGAGAAGGAAGCGGCCGCAGAGGAAGAGGAGGAAGAAGAAGAAGAGGAAGAGGAGGAAGACAUGGAGGCCGGACCUGAGGAGGAAGGGGAGGAGGAGGAAGAGGACAUGGGGGAGGAGGACCCUGCCGUUGCCAUGACAGCCAGGAUGGAGCGCAGGGCGGCGCGGAGAGCGAGGAGGGCGUCUGCACCCGCCCUGACCUCCUCUGCGCCCACCACGCCCACGACCACGUUCAAACCCGCCCCCUCACAGUGGAGUGUGGAGGAGGUGACGGCCUUCAUACACACCCUGCCAGGUAACACACACACACACACACACACACACACACACACACACACACACAUGUGGAGCGUCUUUAAAUCUGGCAGCUUCUGUUCAAAUCUUUAAUUUGAUUUAUAGAAACGUUGACUUCUCUUAAUCGUCAACAGAUGGCGGAAUGUUUCGCAAAUCUUUAAAAUGAACUGCUGAAUGCGCUCGUGUGCAACUUUAACCACAAACUGUCAGUGUGAGUGACAUCACGGCGAAACCAGCUGCUGAGAAUGAAAACAGGGAGAGGUCAGGCUGUCACUCCCAAACUCAAACAAAUCUGCAGGUUUUACUCAUCUGGACCAGUAAAUAUGUCGACAUGAAAACUUCACUCCUCCCCGUCUUCUCUGUGUGUGUGUGUGUGUGUGUGUCUGUGUGUGUGUGUUAGCUGCAGGUGUGUCAAUGUUCUCUAAAAUAAAUAUGCUCAGUGGUUCAGUUUAGUUCUUAUUUUUAGAUAUAGCUUUGUUUUGAAACACUAAAUAAAGAUAUAUUUUGGAAUAAAAAGUCAAAAUAUCCCACUAAUUAAAAAAAUAUAUACUCAUAUACAAAGACCGACCAUAAUUAAAAGAGAGUCCGUAAACUGAUGCAGCACAAUCUGUAAUAAAAACAGAACUGAAAACUUUUAUGAUUUUAGUUUUAGAAACACAUGAGACAGUUUCAGCUCAUUGUUUUAAAUUCAUGCCGACUUUAAAGGGAUAUUCCGGCAUAAAAUUAAUUUAGGGUCAAACACACCGUAACACCGAGUUAGACACCCCCUCGAGAGAUGAAUGUUGUCGACCGCUUGCUUCUCCAAUUAUACCAACUUUAGUAACAACCACUGAUAGCGAUACAGAGAGACAAGCACUCAACCAAAACGCCACUCUAUAGCCACAAAUAAUGCUCAGAACAGCACCUAACUUCAUCAACAGGACAUAUAGGGUCACAGCCAUCAAACAUGAGACUAAACACAACUCACCUUCUCUCUUCCAGCAGCCGCUUGUUUGUAGCGAGACCUCGGGCCAGUCCAUUAUGGACUACAGCGGGGUGACGCAGCUCAAGGAAGAACAUUUGUGAUCAUUUCUUCAUGUAAAUGCAACCAGAGCGAGACGCUAAGACAGAAGAACUACAGCGUCUGAUGAUUAAUGAUUAAUAUGAUGAUUAUUACUUCAAGGAAAUGAUAAAGAAACAGUCGUAAAUGUUCUUCCUUGAGCUGCGGCACCCCGCAGCAGUCUGUGAUGGACUGGCCUGAGGUCUCGCUACAAACAAGCGGCUGCUGGAAGAGAGUAGGUGAGUUGUGUUUAGUCUCAUGUUUGGUGGCUAGAACUAUGGCUGCGGUCGUUACUAAAGUUGGUAUAACUAGAGAAGCAAGCAGUCAGCAACAUUCAUCUCUGUGGGGUUGUCUAACUCGGUGUUACGGUGUGUUUGACCCUAAGUUAAUUUUACGCCGGAAUAUCCCUUUAACCCUCAAACUGAAACCUGGUUCGUGUGUCUUUGUCUUCCAGGCUGCGGCGACGUGGCCGAGGCUUUCCGGCUGCAGGAGAUCGACGGUCAGGCUCUGCUGCUGCUGACCGAGGACCACCUGAUGACCAGCAUGAACAUCAAACUGGGACCAGCUCUCAAGAUCUGCGCCCACAUCAACUCGCUGAAGAACCAGUGAGCGAGGAGGGAACAGAAGGAUGAAACUAGAAAACUAGAGACAGUCGAAAGGGAAAGUUGAGAACGAAGUUUGAGAGGAGAAUCCGUUUUAAAAAUCAAAAGCUGACACCAAGGAUGACAGAACAAAGUCACAAAAAGAGCUGAAGGUAAUUUAUGAGAUUAAAAAUCGAGGAGUGGCCUUAGAGGACGUUACAGAAGCAUGAAGACACCCGAGUCCAGAGGACACGUCACCGUUUUUUUGUCCCUCUGACUGUAGCAGGAGAGCAGGGGGGGUUUUUGUAACUUUGUGUACAUUUUACAUGCAGCUGGAGAGUGUACAUUUGAAGCUAUUUCAUGAAGGAUUUUGAACAUUUAAUAUAUAAAAUUUGUCUAUUUAGUUUUUUUAGAACGUGACGUCAACGACAAAUCUAUCCAGUAGCUAACAUAACCCGUGUGUGUAAAAAAAAGAAAACAAUAAUAACGAUGAUGAUGAUGAUGAUGAUAACGAUGAUGAUGAUAGGUAGACUUUGUAAGUGAUUAAUGAAAGUUUAAUGUUUUAUAUCACUAUAUUCUGGACAAACACGUCUGUGGAUUAAAAAAAGUCACUAUCAGGGUAGAGACUGGUGUCUUUAAUCGUCACAUUUUUAUGGUAUCCUGCUUGAAAUUAUUUAAUAAAUCAAUAAUUAAUCAACAUG
Molecule: messenger RNA, 17757 nt
Organism: Xyrichtys novacula (pearly razorfish)
Lineage: Eukaryota; Metazoa; Chordata; Actinopteri; Labriformes; Labridae
Source: the annotation of a GenBank genome assembly